Molecule: messenger RNA, 1635 nt
Organism: Venustampulla echinocandica
Lineage: Eukaryota; Fungi; Ascomycota; Leotiomycetes; Helotiales; Pleuroascaceae
Exons: 6
Coding region: 1-1635 (544 amino acids)
Biological process (GO): DNA-templated transcription
Cellular component (GO): nucleus
Molecular function (GO): DNA binding; zinc ion binding
Source: RefSeq, a predicted model, not a curated record
AUGCCUUGGCUGACCCGGAAUGCAGACAAGCUGGAAGAGGAGGUCGUUGUCCUGAAAUCUGAGCAGCAACGGGGGUAUAUCGAUAUUAUUCGGGCAGUGCCGACGGCACCAUCGGAUCAUGACGGCGUGUUUGAUAAUGCGUCGCCUGCAACAUCCUCACAUUCUAGUAGUCGGACUAAUGCAGUAUCUGAUCGAGGUUCAAUAUCUCAGCAAACACUGAGCGACCUCUGUAACACGUGGUUUGAGCGCUAUCAUUCCUGGUUUCCUAUUCUUCACAAACUUUCAUUACUUGAGGAGGUUGAGAACAAUGCCGCCCCCUUGGUUGAUUCGCCUCUAAGUAUCGUUCUCAAAGCCAUCGUAGCUGUCACACUGCCUCACUGGUGCCUAUCAAACCCACCGAAUCGAGAGCAACGCCUGGAGCUCUCUACACAGUUUCGAAAUGAAGUUAUUAUGCAAGCUAUUGGCAGUUUAUCGCUCCAAUCGUUACAAGCCAUCCUGAUAAUAACCAACAUCGACUAUGGUGCCGGGAAGCUUUCCGAGUUCUUCAACCUUCUUGCACUAUGUAAAAGGAUGGGCAUUCAGCUCGGGUUACGAGAUCUGGUAAUCAGCAGUUAUGAUAACUUUAGCAAACCGUCAAUGCUACCACCGCGUAUGCUUUCAUUACCAGCAACAUUAAUAGAGCAAGAAGAGAGAGUUCGAGCAUAUUGGAUGACCGAAGUCUUAGAUAGCAUGUCUUCUCUCGGCGCAGGCUGGAAUCUCGGUUUGUCACAGCCGGUAGAUAAAGCAUGGUUUCCAUGCAACGAAACAAUAUGGGCUUUCCCCGAGGACGCGAAAGCGUUUUCCUCUUUUGGCGACUCUGAGGUCUCGUCAGCAUUCUCGUUAUAUCUGUCACUAGUUACGCGCCAGCUUUAUCAAGUCCACCUGUUCCUCCAACAAUCCUUCGAUACGACGUCGGCGGUUGAUAGAGUUCGGUGGCAAGAGCAGUGCACAUCUGUUGACGAGUCCCUGAGGCAAUGGCGUAGCUCUGCUACCACUAUGCAUAGUUUGAGCCAGGCCAACAAUUCUUCUGAUUCGACUUUGGUGAUGAUCACUGUUACUUUUGAUGCGGCUAUAGUUUCGCUAUACCAACGGUUAGCGUUACCACCGAUGGGUCUUGGUGAAGUCCAUGGGCCGUGGUACCAUGCCAUACAGCGCUGCCUGAGCGCGUGCGAUGAUAUGAGCACGGUAGUGAGAGGUAGUAGUGACGCCGAUCUCGAAAAUAUUAGUCCCUACAUGAUAUUCUGCAUAUUCGUAGCGGCCCGAUUUUAUCUCGUCCACGCGAAGAUCCUAUCCGUCGAAGUCCCUCGAAACCUAGACUUGCUCAUCUACGGCUUAAAGACUUGUGGUCAAAGGUGGUACUUCGCACGACGUCUGGAGAAGGUCUUGUGCACUGCUGUAGCGGAGAAGAAGGUGCCGCUAGCACUGUCAUCCUUGCCGUCGCAAUUCUACGAUUUGCAAUAUUCUUCGCUGGAUAUUGACGAAGCUCUUCGAGUAUGGGCCGAUCGCCUGGAUCAAGAUUAUCGUACCAUCUCAUUUGACCCUAUUAGGGGCUCCCCACGGUCUAUAGAGGGGCCACAGGAUGCUAGAAGUUGCUAA